UGCAUGAACCCUUCUCUCCCUCCAUACCCUCAACUGCUUAACUGCUCUGAUACUUCUGCCUGUGCAUCUCUCACAGAAAUGAAUCUCCUGGGCAUCACUUUGGUUCUGGGACUUCUGGCGGUGGUACGGUCUCAGAUGGUCAAUGUGGUACGACCGCAGUGCGACUCCCCUGAAGCAGAGGAGGCUGCUCUGGUGGCUCAGGAUUACCUCAAUGCCCAGCACACUCAUGGCUACAAGUAUGCACUGAACAAGAUCGACGACAUCAAGAUCUAUACCAAGCCUGAUGGGGACAACACGUAUUUGCUGGAAGUUGACCUGCUGGAGACAGACUGUCAUGUGUUGGAUCCCACACCACUUGCCAACUGCACAGUCAGGCCCAAAAUAUUGACGGCAGUAGAAGGAGACUGUGAUGUGGUGCUGAAGAAGGUUGGCGGAGCUCUGACUGUCACAGCUUUCAAGUGUAAAACAGAAGAAUCAACAGAGGACUGGUGCUUGGACUGUCCUACCCUCCUUCCCCUAAAUGACACCACAGCACUGGACUUUGUCCAUGCCUCUUUGGCAACCUUCAACAACAUGACUGUGAAUGAAACUUAUGCUGUUAUGGAGGUUGGAAGGAUGUCAUCACAGGUUGUGUCUGGUGGGCCAAUCUAUUUCGCAGAAUAUGUUGUAGUUGAGGCUAAUUGCACUGAUGAUGCCUGCGUGCCGCUACAUGACCCCAUGGCUGUACGUGGUUUUUGUACUGCCAAAGGUUUGAGCACUGAUCACACAGUGGACUGCAAGAUAUUUUCAACUCUGAUGCCUGUUGUAGAUGCCAACAGCACUGUAGCAGAUGCAAACAGCACUGUAGCAGAUGCAAACAGCACUGCAGGUGCAAACAGCACUGCAGGUGCAGGUCCUGCCAGUCCACCAGUGGUCCACGUACACACAGGCAGUCUGGCACCCAAGCAUGGUCUGAGCCACCACAAACUGACAGCUCUCCAUGACCCUCAGCUAAGCGGCCUACUGUCUGCAGAAUCAGCAGAGUCAGCUGAAGUGGUACCUGUAGCCCCUGCAGUGGCUGUUGCUGGAGCAGCUGCUGAUCCUGCUCUAGCUGCUGAUCCUGCUCCAGCUGCUGAUGCUGGAUCAGCCUCAGAUUCCUCAGCCAGUGCUGAGGUCCCUUUGGUUUUAUUCAAAAGAGAUGUACCUGCUGCACCCGCCUCUGUUGUGGUUGACAGCUCUGCGAUUAAAACAGACCCCACUGCUCUUGUGCCACUGUGUCCAGGAAGGAUCAGAUUCUUUUGAGUCUUCAGGUCCCACAUACUCUUUACUUGCUGCUUUCAGCAACACAAGAGUAAUUCAUGACCUUAAUUGAUAAAUGAGCAUGUCCUGUAGGUAGAUGCAACACCAAUAUACUUCCUAAAAACACUAUCCCCUUGUUUGAAAUUGUCAAAUUACACUAGCAUUAUGCAUGGCAAAACUCUAAAAUAUCUGUAAAAUGAAUAUAAAAGAUUUGUAUUUGAUGCUGCAGAAUAAAUCUCUCAAGUCAAA
Messenger RNA from Anoplopoma fimbria (sablefish), 1527 nucleotides. RefSeq names its product alpha-2-HS-glycoprotein-like. Gene Ontology annotation, molecular function: cysteine-type endopeptidase inhibitor activity. Gene Ontology annotation, biological process: negative regulation of endopeptidase activity. The coding region runs from base 4 to 1281 and encodes 425 amino acids. The record is from RefSeq and is a predicted model, not a curated record. NCBI's taxonomy places the organism in Eukaryota, Metazoa, Chordata, Actinopteri, Perciformes, Anoplopomatidae. Gene Ontology annotation, cellular component: extracellular matrix; blood microparticle; extracellular region. The transcript has 7 exons.